AGGAAACAUGCGUCUAGUUGGAUGUUAUCUCUAAGACUUUGAUGAGUCGGAUCAAUUUUUCAUUAAAAUGCCGAUUAUGUUUGCUAUCAAGGCGACACGCCCUAUCAGAAGCCAACUAUAUUUUCUAUAAAUAAAAAAUCUUUAGAUGCCAAAUUAAAAAAGAGCGUCUUUGUUUUUUUAUUCAGGUAUUCAUGCACAGUGACCGUAUAUUUCUUUCACGGUUGUAAUGGAAACUUCAACAUUUAAUUUCUCUGAUAAUUCAGAAUAUCUCGUAUAUGAGGACGGCGAAAUGUAUUCUACAUCGUCGACACCACCCCAACAGGUCAUACUGACACCUUUGCCGCCGAAUGUUCUACAAGCGAUUGCAUUUGCAUUUUCUACGUUCCUGAUCAUUAUAUCGAACACUCUAACCUUGGUAGUACUGCACUUGAAGCCGUCCUGCUUUGAGGAGAUCCCGCGCCUUAUAUUCCAGGGCUUGGCCGUUACCGAUCUCCUGACCGGUGUGUUCUGUUGCUUCUUCAGCUUCCUAUUCUCCUGCGCCCCGCAUCUGCAGAACUCAAUCACGUGUACCAUACGAACGAUGGCCUGCACAGGAUGCCUAAACCAAUCGGCCCUCACCAUGGCCUUUGCAACCGUUGAUCGUUACGUGGCCAUCACCAAACCUCUGCGGUAUGUAUCGAUCAUGACGGCGAGACGCGCACGAGCUGUCCUCGUCAUCCUCGCCUUCGUAUCCAUUGGCAACGCAAUGUUCACCAAUGUUGGAGCCGACUUUGCAUCAACCAAGAGGACAUGCGUAUCGGACUUUUCAGCAGUUGGCAUCGGUAUAUCUUUCCGGCCAUCGCUCGUCGUCAUCCUUCUUAUAUUCUACAGCAGCCUUGUGAUCUCGACAUUCGCGAACUACAAUGUCGUGCGGAUAGCUCUCCGUCAUUCCCGUAUCGUUGGAGACGAGUUUUCACUUCGGCAAAACCCGAAUAUGCCGAGUGGCACUUCGAGUUCAGCUGUUGGAGCGACCAACACGGUACCUUAUUUGCCACAACCUGCUCGUGCUAACCGAAUCAAGAUGCGAAGCCUUUGGACCGUAGUCAUGGCGACGAUAUCCUUUUACAUCUUGGUGAUGCCUUGGAACAUCAUGGCAUCCCUUCACUUCGCUCACCACGUCACGAUUCCCCACUCGCUUCGGAUCGCGGCCGCCUACCUCCUCAUCAACAACUCCUGGUGGAACACCGUUAUCUAUUCUCUCCUGAACACGUCGUUUCGCCGCGCGGUUGGUAAAACACUUCUCCGGGCAUGUGGGCGUCCGAUGUCGGAUUCGAGCCUCGAGUCGACAAUAGCAAUGGAUGGGCGUGUAAAUGUCUACAUUCCUCAGUAA
Strongylocentrotus purpuratus (purple sea urchin) is the source of this 1369-nucleotide messenger RNA. RefSeq names its product probable G-protein coupled receptor 21. NCBI's taxonomy places the organism in Eukaryota, Metazoa, Echinodermata, Echinoidea, Camarodonta, Strongylocentrotidae. Gene Ontology annotation, biological process: G protein-coupled receptor signaling pathway. The record is from RefSeq and is a predicted model, not a curated record. Gene Ontology annotation, cellular component: membrane. The transcript has a single exon. Gene Ontology annotation, molecular function: G protein-coupled receptor activity. The coding region runs from base 227 to 1369 and encodes 380 amino acids.